AUGUCAGAGCCAUCGAUCAAGUUAAGAACUGCUAAGGACUCAUUAGUAUCGUCGUUAUUUGAGUUGUCUAAGGCAGCUAAUCAGACAGCUUCAUGUAUUGUGGACUUUUAUCAUGUAAUUGGGGAGGAUGAGGAGGAAAAGAUAGAGGCUUUCACAAUGCUAACAGAGGCUUUACAGAGGUUGACAUCGGCAACAAAUCAAUUACACAGCGUUAGCAAUGAGCUGACGAAUCCUUUGGAUGACGAGAAGGAGGUAUUACCCUCCUCGCCUGUAAAACCGCCACCAAAGAAGAAGCAGGAACGUGAUCCCAACGCUCCAAAGAAGCCAUUAACUGUUUUCUUUGCUUACUCUGCGUACGUGCGUCAAGCUUUACGCGAAGAGAGACAGAGAGCAGGAUUACCGCCCUUGUCUUCUACUGAAAUCACUCAGGAGAUUUCCAAAAAAUGGAAGGAGCUAAGUGAUUCUGAGAAGGAUAAGUGGAAGCAGGCCUACACUACUGAACUAGGAAACUAUCAGAGGGAAAAGCAGAAGUACUUGGAAGCCAAGAAAAACGGAAUCAUUCCCGUUUACGACGGCCCAAUCUCAGCUCCUGUCCCCAUUCCAGAUUACUUGCAGACCGGUGUGGAUGCAUUUGAUUCAUUGAACGAGAAGAGAGCAUACGAUGAAGAUGGCUCUUCUUCUGACAAGAAGAAGAAGAAGAAGAAGAAGGACAAAAAGAAGGAAAAGAGCAGAAGUAGUGGUAACGACGCCUGA
Molecule: messenger RNA, 753 nt
Organism: Eremothecium cymbalariae DBVPG#7215
Lineage: Eukaryota; Fungi; Ascomycota; Saccharomycetes; Saccharomycetales; Saccharomycetaceae
Gene: HMO1
Product: Hmo1p
Exons: 2
Coding region: 1-753 (250 amino acids)
Biological process (GO): regulation of gene expression
Cellular component (GO): nucleus
Source: RefSeq, a predicted model, not a curated record